This is a messenger RNA of Sinocyclocheilus anshuiensis, 465 nucleotides long. RefSeq names its product low-density lipoprotein receptor-related protein 2-like. Gene Ontology annotation, biological process: receptor-mediated endocytosis. The annotation marks the transcript as partial. The record is from RefSeq and is a predicted model, not a curated record. The transcript is spliced from 2 exons. Gene Ontology annotation, cellular component: apical plasma membrane; plasma membrane; signaling receptor complex. Lineage: Eukaryota; Metazoa; Chordata; Actinopteri; Cypriniformes; Cyprinidae. Gene Ontology annotation, molecular function: hormone binding; protein binding.
UGUGUACUUCACCGACUGGAGGCUGGGUGGAAUCGUGAGGGUCCGUAAAACAGACGGAGGGGAGAUGAUGAUCAUACGCCGAGGGAUCAGCCACAUCAUGCAUGUCAAAUCCUUCAACGCUGACUCGCAGAUUGGAUCUAACUUCUGCAACAGGCAAACAAACCCAAAUGGAGACUGCAGUCAUUUCUGUUUCCCAGCGCCGUACUCCCAGCGAGUGUGUGGCUGUCCAUACGGAAUGAAGCUGGAAGCGAAUCAGCAGACGUGUGUGGACGAUCCAUCCAAUGAGCCGCCGACCCUCCAGUGUGGCUCUAACUCCUUCUCGUGCACUAACGGGAAGUGUGUCCCCCAGAGCUACCAAUGUGACGGCGUCGAUGACUGCCAUGACAACAGCGACGAGGCCAACUGUGGCGCUAAUAGUAAUGCUUUACUUUAUAUUUCAUGCAAAUAUUCAUGUGCUGAUAGAUA